Molecule: messenger RNA, 984 nt
Organism: Dimorphilus gyrociliatus
Lineage: Eukaryota; Metazoa; Annelida; Polychaeta; Dinophilidae
Source: the annotation of a GenBank genome assembly
AGAUGGCGUUAUUAAAGAACUUCCUUUCGAGUUUCAUUUGAAUAAAGAAUGCUUCACGUUAAAAGUCCACUUAUUAAAAGUACCUGUUUGUCAAAAUUAAAUAACAGAGAAGUAUAUUUGAAAUUGGAGAAUACACAACCUGCUGCCACCUUCAAAAUUAGAGGUAUAGGCCAUAAAAUCCAAAAGGAAAUAAAAAAUGGAAAAAAAGAAUUUGUGAUAUCAUCUGGAGGAAAUGCUGGAUAUGCUGCAGCAUAUGCUGCGAACAAUCUUAAUGUUCCAAUGAAAAUUUUCGUACCACAGAGCACUGACCGAUCGAUUAUUGACAAAUUGGAGGACGAAAAUGCUAACGUUGAAGUCGCAGGACAAUUUUUCGACCAAGCAAACGAACGAGCCCUAGAGUAUGCCAGAAGUAAUAAUGAGGUUUGCUUCAUUCAUCCUUUUGAUGAUCCGGAUUUAUGGAUAGGACAUGAGACAUUGAUUCAAGAGAUAGUUGAGCAAACAGAAAAGCCUGAAACAAUAAUCGCGUCGGUUGGCGGGGGUGGAUUGGCUAUGGGGAUAAUUAAUGGAUUAGUUAAGGCUGGGUGGGAUGAUGUAAAUUUGGUAACAAUUGAAACUAAAGGGGCUGACUGUUUUUAUGAAGCCAUUAAGGCCAAGAAUAGAAUUACUUUACCCAAAAUUACCAGCAUUGCAAACUGCUUAGGUGCUUUAAGAGUUUGCGAAGGUCUCUAUGAUGCAUAUGCGAAACAGACGAUACCUAUAAAGCCUUACCUUGUUAGUGAUAAGGAUUCGAUUGUGGCCAUAAGAAAAUUUUUAGAUGAUCAUAGGAUAUUUGUUGAGCCGGCUUGCGGAGCCACUUUGGCAGCCUUGUACUCCAAAGAAAUUAAUUUGGCCCCAAAAGGGGGUAAGAUUGUUGCCAUAGUUUGCGGUGGAGCGGGAAUUAGCAUGAGAAUGUUGGAAGACUGGGAAAAAAAGCUAUUAAAUUAA